This is a messenger RNA of Gadus morhua (Atlantic cod), 1537 nucleotides long. RefSeq lists its product as uncharacterized. NCBI's taxonomy places the organism in Eukaryota, Metazoa, Chordata, Actinopteri, Gadiformes, Gadidae. The record is from RefSeq and is a predicted model, not a curated record. The transcript has 2 exons. The coding region runs from base 300 to 1262 and encodes 320 amino acids.
CGUCCCUUGCGGCGGCGGCGUCUGUACCGGGGGGUCGUAGUGGGAUCUUCAUGGUGCCUGUAUUCUCCACCAUAUGUGGUAACCCGGUACUCGAUUGGGCCGGGUUCCACGGAUAUACAUCACUUUUAGCAGGGGUUAAAGCCAUCCAAGGCAUUUAUUUAACAAUCAACUUAAACAAUCAAGGAGCUCGCAGUCUCUAGGGCCUCCGUGGGCCUCUAGCCUCUCGCGGACACGAGCACUUCCUCCUUGCUCCCGUUCCGUGCUGUGCCCUCUCCUGUCUGUCUUCGACCUCCUUUAUCAUGGCUCCUCUGCCACCGGCCAGGUGUCCCCCAAUCACAUCAACGGUCCUCCAACAUGUCAGGAACUGUGCAGACUCGUUCACCAUGGACAAGCCUGUCCAGGUUUACCCCAACACAAAGCCAUGGAUGAACAGAAAGGUGCUGCAGCUGCUCAGGGAGAGAGACUCCGCUUUCAGGUCAAAAGACAAGGCCCUCUAUAACAUCGCCAGGGCUAACUUGGACCGAGGCAUCAAAGAGGCCAAGGCGGAGUACAAGGGCAAGAUCGAAGACUGCUUCCGGAGCAACGACUCUAGGCGGGUGUGGCAGGGGGUCCAGCACAUGACCAACUUCAGAGCCAACAGGCUCUCCGCAAACGGGGAUAACUCACAGCUGGCGGAAGAGCUGAACUCCAUCUACGCACGGUUCGAGAUGGGGCCGGGGGGGGAAGCGACAUCACAACCCCCAAACCCACCUGCCCCCAGCAGCCUCACCCUCACAGAACAGGAGGUCAGACGCACGCUGAAGGCGGUGAACCCCAGAAAAGCAGCAGGGCCGGACGGCGUUCCGGGACGGGUGCUGAGGGACUGUGCUGACCAGCUGACCGGGGUCCUCACCAAGAUCUUUAAUCGGUCCCUGUCCCAGGCCAUCGUCCCACCCUGCCUGAAAACCUCUACAAUCAUCCCGGUCCCAAAGAAAAGCACUGUGAGCUGCCUCAACGACUACCGCCCGGUGGCACUCACACCCAUCACCAUGAAGUGCUUUGAAAAGCUAGUCCGUAGUCACAUCAUCUCAUCCAUGCCGCCCAGACUAGACCCACACCAGUUUGCCUACCGAGCCAACAGGUCCACAGGAGACGCCAUCGCGACGGCUCUCCACUCCCCCCUGUCCCACCUGGAGGAGAGGAGUAGCUACAUCAGAAUGCUCUUUGUAGACUUCAACUCGGCGUUCAACACCAUACUUCCGGCAGGCUGGAGUUUAAACUGACAAACCUGGGGCUACCACUCAACACCUGCACCUGGAUUAAGGACUUCCUGUCUGACCGCCCCCAGAGGGUGCACAUCCAGGAGGACCUGUCCUGGAGGACCAACACCACAGCCAUCAUUAAGAAGGCACAACAGCGACUCUAUUUCCUGAGAGUCCUCAGGAACUCCCACCUUAGGGAGGAGUUGCUUGUGACCUUCUACCGCUGUUCAGUGGAGAGCAUCAUCACCUACUGUAUCUGCGUGGGGUUCUCCAGUUGCACAGCUGCAGAGAGGAAG